Molecule: messenger RNA, 1395 nt
Organism: Penicillium paradoxum
Lineage: Eukaryota; Fungi; Ascomycota; Eurotiomycetes; Eurotiales; Aspergillaceae
Product: Zn(II)2Cys6 transcription factor domain-containing protein
Exons: 3
Coding region: 1-1395 (464 amino acids)
Biological process (GO): regulation of DNA-templated transcription
Molecular function (GO): zinc ion binding; DNA-binding transcription factor activity, RNA polymerase II-specific
Source: RefSeq, a predicted model, not a curated record
AUGCCCAGCGAUUCCAAAACGAAGAUCCGCCCGCAACAAUCGUGUCUCCGAUGUCGCGAGCGCAAAGUGAAGUGCGACCGCUCCAUUCCCUGCCAUGCCUGCAUAAUUCGCGGGCUCGAAGCAGAAUGCACAUAUUCAACGACUCCCGAAGACCGCGCCCACAUUAGUCAAUCCGAAAUCAUCAACCAGCUACGCCGCGAAGUCGCACAGCUGCGGGGGCGCCUGGACCAGCCGCCACGAGAGUUGAGUUGUAACAAACGUGCGAGCUCGGACCAAGCGAGCGGGAAGAGCAAGAAUAGGAGACAGCAUGCGCCCGUGGGUUAUAGCUACGGAAACCACACUCAUGGCCACGGCUCUGGAUAUGUGAUCAACGCUGGCGCUGGUUCCGCCGGGGGUACCCCUGAUGCUGGGGAAGGCAGCUGGCGCGGGUCGUCACCCUCCUCGUCCACGACCAUGACAAAUUCGGCGAUUGUUACGAGCCCCGAUAGCACGGGGAGUGAAAAUGGGGCUAGGCCGUCGUCUAUAUCGUCGCUAUCAGCUUCGGCUUCUGUCUCAACUUCGGCGUCGGCUUAUCCCAUCGCGACGGGGUAUGCGCCGCGGAUUGCGGAUUUGGAUGGGUCGGCUGUAAUCGACCCAUUUGCUUUUGGAAACGAUUCGAGAAUGUCCAAUUGUUAUACAGGAGACAUGUCCUUCGCCCCGGGGGACAUGGCUGGAACUGUCCCGGUCCAAAUGCACGGCUUUCCAGCGCACAGAAGAUACGCGCAAGAUGCAAUAAUAGGCGUACAACACCCGCCACUGUAUGGGGCCGAUCACGGCGAAUAUCUACUCGGCGGAAGGAAAGCGUCGCCAUAUUUACAAAAUACCCACUACCACACACCGGUACCGACUUCGACAAUCACACAUGACGGGGAGAAGUUCCCAAUAUCAAAUGAAUACGACAGCCGUCGUGCAUAUCAUCCAUGGGGGAUGGACACAUAUGGGAACCCGAAUUCGAGUCCGAACCAGUUGCCGCAUAUGCAUCCAUACCAAGCCCAGGCUCAUUAUUCGACUAUCAAUUCCUCCAAUACAGAUAUCGCCACCGCCAAUACAAAUAUCAAUGUCAAUAUAGAUGCGCAUCUCUCUCUGCCCACCCCGACACCCGUGGCAAGUGACACCUCAAGUCAUCCGAGCCCCAGUUCCCAGGACCGUCCUUCGCCAAGAACCAUUAUGAACUCCAUGUCGCGCUCUUGGAAGGUAGAAGGGAAACAGGAAAUGCUGGAGAUCCUGCUGGAAACGAUUGGCAGCUGUGAUGAGAAACAUUUGCCACAGGUGAUCCACGUCUUGCGGAUGAGUGCUUCACCCGAGGAGGCCGUGUCGGGGGUCUGUCGAGUUCUCGGCAUUGGGAAUGGACGGUGA